Molecule: messenger RNA, 3131 nt
Organism: Hirundo rustica (Barn swallow)
Lineage: Eukaryota; Metazoa; Chordata; Aves; Passeriformes; Hirundinidae
Gene: PCMT1
Product: protein-L-isoaspartate (D-aspartate) O-methyltransferase
Exons: 9
Coding region: 330-923 (197 amino acids)
Biological process (GO): protein modification process
Cellular component (GO): cytoplasm
Molecular function (GO): protein-L-isoaspartate (D-aspartate) O-methyltransferase activity
Source: RefSeq, a predicted model, not a curated record
UUAGCACUCGGAGUGAUCCAUUUCACUUCCAUCAUUUGUGUUUCAAAUAAAUCGCGAAGCAAAAUUUAAGCUGCUCUAAGGAGCUCACUGGCAGCUCAGUACCUUGCCCUGCAAAGGGAGGACCGCCCUGUCCCCGGAGCCCCAUCCAGCUCCUGCAGCCAGACACACACGGAAUGUGCGUCAGCAUCAGGAACGCUGACAAGUGAGGUACCAGUAUCAACAGCACCUUCAAUUCCCACAACAUCUGACCACCCUGGGCUGAAGGCACAUGACAUCUACUGGAAACCAGAGAAAAUGGAAUAAUCAAAACAGACAAGGUAUUUGAAGUAAUGCUGGCUACAGACCGUUGCCACUAUGCAAAAUACAACCCUUACAUGGACUCUCCACAGUCUAUAGGUUUCCAGGCAACAAUCAGUGCUCCACAUAUGCAUGCAUAUGCACUUGAACUUCUGUCUGAUCAGUUACACGAAGGAGCCAAAGCACUUGAUGUAGGAUCUGGAAGUGGAAUUCUUACAGCAUGCUUUUCGCGAAUGGUUGGUCCCAAAGGACAAGUUGUAGGAAUUGAUCAUAUCAAAGAACUAGUAGAUGACUCAAUAAAUAAUGUCAAAAAAGACGAUCCCACAUUGCUGUCUUCAGGAAGAGUGAAACUGAUUGUGGGAGAUGGACGGAUGGGAUAUGCAGAAGAAGCUCCCUAUGAUGCCAUUCAUGUUGGAGCUGCAGCCCCGGUUGUGCCCCAAGCACUUAUAGACCAGUUAAAACCUGGCGGAAGAUUGAUAUUACCAGUUGGCCCUGCUGGGGGAAACCAGAUGCUCGAACAGUAUGACAAACUAGAAGAUGGCAGUGUCAAAAUGAAGCCUCUGAUGGGAGUGAUAUAUGUGCCUUUAACAGAUAAAGAGAAGCAGUGGUCCAGGGAUGAAUUGUAAAAGCUACAUCAUCUUGACCCAAACAUAGUGUUACAGUGGACUGCUCAUCUCCAGUUCUAAAAGCUUUUUGAAAACCAACAGCAUUGCAGCUUGUUUUGGACUUCGUUAUACUGUUGUUAUCAGCAUGGAAAAGCGUGGUGUUUAUUUUAUUUUUUUAGAUGCUCAAGGCAAAUCUGAUAAAGAAAUGGUGGAAAGUUUUAUGUGGGCACUGUUUUAUUUAACAUGCCUUUAUUUCACUUUCAUCUGUUCAAAGUGAAUUUCUGCAAAACUGCAGAUAAAGACCUGUAGCUUGUGAACUCUGAUUUUGAUGGGAGAACUUGAACACUCACUUCUCUCAGCUCCUGUGUCCCUUGGUAAAACUGCUUCUGUGCACCUUCCGACACUACGUAGGUAAUACCUGGUUUUCUGUGUUCCAACGUCUGCUAGAUGCUACUAAAAGGAGACAAACUUCCUUUCUAAGCUUUUGACAUGGUGUCAUAGACUAGCAUGCAGUAGAUACAAUCAGCUGCUUUUUUACCUUAAAACCAGGCAUUUGUAUAUAUUAAAUUUCCAGACAUCAGAGGUGGGUGGCUGCUCUUAUCAAACAUGGCUGUUCAAGCUGGACGUAACAGGCUUGGUUUUCCCUUUCCUUCUAAAAUUGAUCAAUGUAAUCUUGAAAUUCUGUUGUGGUUCAUAGCUCAGUGUGAUACACAUGGAUCUAAUUCCAUAAAUGUGAGGUGAGGUGUGUUCCGAUCACUGGACAAUUUACGCAAUGCUGCUUUGCCAAAUAAAGUAAAAGCAAAAGCGGGGGGUUCUGCUUGUGUGGAAGAUAAGGAUGGGUAAGUAGCCUGAGAUACGGAUUGCUAGGUUCUUUAUUAAAAACUAAAACCCCCUUUGGUUCUAAAAGAAAGUUGCUUUUGGCAAAGCCAUUUGCUGUAUUAACAUUUUUAUUUUUAUAACUGUGGGCACCCAGGAAAAAUUCUGGCUUUUUAGAAAGUGAAUUCUAAAUUGCUGUAAAAGGAACACAUCCUGCAUGCAGAAAGAAUCCUGGACUCCUAAGUACAGGUAGAUGGACUUGUUCAGUUUUCAUAUAGAAUAGUUGGAAGGCUAUAAACCUUUUUUUCUGCCCUAAAUUUUCUGGUUUGGACUGUAAAAUGUCAACAGCAAAUUGCGAAGCAGUACAGUAAGGUGGGCUGCUUUGGGAAAGGGGCGAAGUGUGUCUUCAGUCAUCCUGCUCAUAUUUGAGCAACCAGGAAUUAAAAUAAACAGCGUAUUAUCUUUAUUAUUAUUAUAGGAAGGAUUAUAGAAUAAAACAACCCAUAGUGAUCACUGGGGAAAAAAAAACCAAACAGAACAACCUCCUAUGGUGGAAGAGCAAUAAUUUUGUGAUAGGAUUAAUCAAUGGAAGCAUAAAGGUUAAAAUUCAAAGGCCUCUGAAUAUAAGAAAGGAACUUUUUAAAUAAUCUGCCUUUUGAAGGCCAGCCCCAUUUUGUCCCUCUGUAAAAGAUACUAUAUGACUUAAUUUAUUUAGAUAUUUGGAAGUUAAUGUACCACCUCCUGAUUUGACUGUAGCCUGGGAGCACAUGCACAAGAUAACUCUUCUAAAGAAAGUAAUAUAGCGUGUAUUCUAGAAAAUACAAUCCAGAAAAAUCCACUUGCUUCUGACAAAUUUGUACUAACCCACAAUCAACUGUGACUCUAGUUCUUGGUGUUGAAGUGAAAUAUCUUAACUGAUGCAUGCUAACGUUCAACCUUUUGGUCGCUGUAUCUUUCAGUUUGAGUUCAGCUUUAUUUACAUCUUCUCACUAAUUUAAUACGUUAAAUGAAAAAUAUGAGCUCAACUGUACCCAAAUUCCUGUCUCUGGACACAGUGUAAUAAGCUAGCCUGACUUGGAAGUGGUGUUAAAGCUGAGACCCGUUGACAGCUUUCUGCAGGAGAACCACUUCAGGAGGUCUAAGGCUUCAGGGACCAAGGCUGGUGAGAAUAGUGCACCCAUUCCACUGAAGGGGUCGAUGAUAGUCAAAGUACUCGGACAGAAAGGAACAUCCAGGAGGAGCAUUUAGGAGUCGAAAAUGGAAACUUCUCCAUGAUGGAGCAAUGGUUCUGAAGUAAAAACUUGGAGACAAGGACAAGUUGAAAUGCAGAAGUCUUGAAGAGCUUGAAUAAAUGCUGUGUGAACUGUCUGAACUGCUACUUUGCCAAAUAAAACAAAUUGAGAGGAAGCUGUA